ACACACACACACAAAUCUGGAAAAGUAAAUCUGAAGCAUGAAACCAAUGGAUGAUGUCUGGAAAGAUAUCAGCAGUCUUCCAUCUCUUCACCACCCUACCACCACCCACCACUUUCAAGAUUUCUUUGCUCCGGCCGCCAGACCUGGCGGUGGAGGUGUCACCGGAACUACCAUCGUCCACUCACCAUCACCACCACCCACCACCAUGUUGAGCCUCAGUACGAGUGGCAACUCUGGACCUGAUCAAGAACCACCACCACCACCUCAUACAAACAAUUCGACCACCGGAGCCACUUCACCUCUUUUAGUUAAAAAGCAAAAAUCCCCAUCGGAAUACACGGAAAAAUUUAAACGUCUCAUGAAGAAUCGCGAGUCCGCUGCUCGUUCUAGAGCUAGAAAACAGGCUCGUGCUAAUGAGUUGGAGCACGAAGUAUUGAGAUUAACAAAAGAGAAUGCCAAACUCAAAAGGCUCCAAAAAGAGUUCUGUUCAGCUUCAACCUGUACUGCUCAAUUUCCCAAAAAGCCCAUGCUUCAUAGAUCCAAAAGUGCCCCUUUUUGAGGACACUCCUGUCCAUAUCCACAUUUUCUUUAUUUUUUUUAAUAUUUAUGUAAUAUCCUUAAAUUAAUUCUACUUAUAAAUCUUUUUUAGAUAGUAUUUAACAAAAGCACAUGUUAUUAAC
This is a messenger RNA of Cynara cardunculus var. scolymus (artichoke), 680 nucleotides long. Its product is annotated as protein FD-like. The transcript is spliced from 3 exons. Gene Ontology annotation, biological process: positive regulation of DNA-templated transcription. NCBI's taxonomy places the organism in Eukaryota, Viridiplantae, Streptophyta, Magnoliopsida, Asterales, Asteraceae. Gene Ontology annotation, cellular component: nucleus. Gene Ontology annotation, molecular function: DNA-binding transcription factor activity. Bases 38 to 559 code for a protein of 173 amino acids. The record is from RefSeq and is a predicted model, not a curated record.